Messenger RNA from Bathycoccus prasinos, 822 nucleotides. RefSeq lists its product with no specific name. The transcript has a single exon. Lineage: Eukaryota; Viridiplantae; Chlorophyta; Mamiellophyceae; Mamiellales; Bathycoccaceae. Bases 1 to 822 code for a protein of 273 amino acids. Gene Ontology annotation, molecular function: protein binding. The record is from RefSeq and is a predicted model, not a curated record.
AUGGACGCACAAAAAUCACAACAAACACAAACCUCGAAAGGCGUCGACCCGAAACAAGUCCCAGUCAUCGUCAUGUAUUCCGUCGGCAAAGCGGAGGAGAUGAUACGCAACAGCGAGUACGAGAAAGCGAAGAAGAUGAUGGAAAGCACGGAUCAGUUGUGCGAACGAUACGGCGCGCCACCACCGGUGCACGGGUUAGCGUUGAGGAUAUUAGCGGACGCGUACGAGCAAAGCGCGAGGACGGAAGGGACUUCAGAUACGGAUAAAAAACAAGGCAUCGAAUGCGCGAAAAAUUGUUUACGAAAAGGUUUAGAUUUGUGCGCGCCACAUUUUGGCGCCAAAGGGUUACCGAAGUCGUUGGAGAGAGAUUUGAACGGCAGAGCCGGGGAUUUACACGCCGCGCUCGCGGAGUUGCAUAGAAACGAGGGUGAAUACAUCGACGCGUUGAAAAAUUUCAGAGAGGCGGUGAAGAAAUUUUCCAAGUUGGAGUCGAAAGAUUUACAAGCCGCGAGCGCGAAUAGGUUGGCGUUUACGUUCAUGAACAUGAACGAAUGGGCAGACGCGUUGAAAGAGUUGAAAGUGGCGGAGGAGUUAGAGCAGAGUUUAGAUUCUACGAGCGAAAUUUUAAGCACGACGUAUAAUUUUAAAGGGCAGUGUUUAGCGAAGAUUGGCGGGAAAGAGGAAGAGGCGAAGAAGGCGUUCGCGGAGGCGUUGAAACACGCGCUCUUGUGUGGAAACGAACCAGUAAAAGAGGAAGCGAGCAAGUAUUUAGAAGAGCACGGAAGUGCGCAAGAGCAAAUGGCGCCAGAUGCGUACAUUUGA